Molecule: messenger RNA, 240 nt
Organism: Knipowitschia caucasica
Lineage: Eukaryota; Metazoa; Chordata; Actinopteri; Gobiiformes; Gobiidae
Source: the annotation of a GenBank genome assembly
AUGGUUUAUAUACAGGGUUAUUCGGUGAGGGGGUGCGGGGACGUAUUACGGUGGGUGGUGUUGGGUUUAUGGUUCUGUUGUAUGGGGCGGAUGAAGCGAAGAGGAUCAGAAGCGAAGAGGACGAAUGGUAAGGAGGAUGACGAGAAGAGGAUGAAAGAGAAGAGGAUGAAGCGAGAAGCGCACGCGGCGGCAAGACGACGCAGCGGCAGACAGACGAAGAGGAUGAAGCGACGAGGAUGA